Messenger RNA from Vollenhovia emeryi, 4198 nucleotides. RefSeq names its product transcription elongation factor SPT5 (gene Spt5). Lineage: Eukaryota; Metazoa; Arthropoda; Insecta; Hymenoptera; Formicidae. Gene Ontology annotation, cellular component: DSIF complex. The transcript is spliced from 13 exons. The record is from RefSeq and is a predicted model, not a curated record. The coding region runs from base 450 to 3836 and encodes 1128 amino acids. Gene Ontology annotation, biological process: regulation of transcription by RNA polymerase II; transcription elongation-coupled chromatin remodeling; transcription elongation by RNA polymerase II. Gene Ontology annotation, molecular function: mRNA binding; protein binding.
CGUCAGCUAUUCAGUUCCGUCUAGGCCGUCGAGCGGUUCUCACGUCUUCCAACGGAAGAUAAGUUUUUGAUCCUGCGGUGGCAUCUUCCCGCGUGUGGCCCGAUUACCAGGCCAUAUAUUGCAUCGUUCAAUUCACUACAUUCCAAGCAAUACCAUUAAGUCUAUUGGUUCGACGUGGCCGUGUCGGCUCAGUGUCUGUGAGCCGGGAGCCAAUAACCAGAGAAGAAGAAGACCGUCCGCUAUUCGCACCAAUAAUUCGCACGGUCCUCGUUGAGUGUCGCGCUUGCGUACGACGCGGGACGCCAUGAUGCGUUCAUGAGCUUGCAUCGUGUCACGGUACUCCCGUUUGCUCCUGUACGUUUCUGAGGCCACCAGCCGCUCGCUCUCUCUUCCGUUAAAUUCGUAACACUCUCCCACGUUCUCGGCGCGCGCCCGCGAGGAACUACGACAUGUCGGAUUCAGAAGGUGCCAGCGACGCGGGCAGCAUCGGGGAAAGAUCUCGGAGCGUCUCUCGCAGCAGGAGCCCUUCGCGAAGCUCGGUGUCCAGAAGUCCGUCCAGAUCCAGAUCCCGCUCGCGCUCCCGAUCGCCGUCUGGCUCAGAGGAUGGAGAAGCUAAGCUAGACGAGGCAGAAGAAGUCAGAUCCGGAGAUGAGGAAGCCGUGGAACCAGAGGAGGAACCCGAAGGAGAAGAUUUAGAUAACAGCAGUGAAUACGACGAGGAAGAGGAUGAGGAGGAUGAUGACAGGCCGAGGAAGAAAAAAAAGAAGGACAGGUUCGGUGGUUUUAUCAUCGAUGAGGCUGAGGUAGACGACGAAGUUGAGGAUGACGAUGAGUGGGAGGAAGGUGCCCAAGAAAUUGGUAUCGUGGGAAACGAGGUGGAUGAGCUGGGACCGACUGCACGCGAGAUUGAAGGACGGCGCAGAGGUACAAACCUCUGGGAUUCGCAGAAGGAGGACGAGAUUGAGGAGUAUCUCCGGAAGAAGUAUGCCGACGAGUCGAUUGCCGCCCGUCGCUUUGGCGACGGCGGCGAAGAAAUGAGCGACGAAAUCACUCAGCAAACUUUGUUGCCCGGCGUGAAGGAUCCCAAUUUGUGGAUGGUCAAGUGCCGAAUAGGAGAAGAGAAAGCCACCGUGCUCCUAUUGAUGCGAAAAUUCAUCACGUAUCAGUUUUCCAACGAGCCCCUGCAGAUAAAAUCCGUUGUCGCGCCGGAAGGUGUUAAAGGUUACAUUUACAUAGAAGCUUACAAGCAGCCGCAUGUGAAAGCUGCUAUCGAAAAUGUUGGAAAUCUCAGGAUGGGUAUAUGGAAGCAGCAAAUGGUACCAAUUAAGGAGAUGACAGAUGUGCUGCGCGUAGUUAAAGAGCAGACCGGUUUAAAAGCCAAGCAAUGGGUCCGUUUGAAGCGAGGCAUCUAUAAAGAUGACAUAGCUCAGGUUGAUUACGUCGACUUAGCACAGAACCAAGUCCACUUGAAAUUGCUUCCGAGAAUCGAUUACACUAGACCACGCGGGGCAUUGAGAACGGCGCAGAGUGAAUCCGAAGCGUUGAAACGUAAGAAGAAGAGACGACCGCCAGCGAAACCAUUCGAUCCCGAAGCGAUCCGUUCUAUCGGCGGGGAGGUUACUAGCGAUGGAGAUUUCCUUAUUUUUGAAGGAAAUCGAUACAGUCGUAAAGGGAGAGAGAGAUAUAGUAAUUUUGUAAGAAUAUUUGGGUUCCUUUAUAAAAAUUUCACCACAAGUGCUAUUAUCGCGGAGGGUGUGAAACCUACGCUUUCCGAAUUGGAGAGAUUUGAAGAAGCCCCGGAAGGUGUUGAGAUUGAUUUAAGUGGCACGCCAGGGACCGGGACUUCUGGGAAAGAAGAUCCGAAUGUAACACAUUCCUUCAGUAACGGAGAUAAUGUGGAGGUUUGCGAGGGUGAAUUGAUAAAUCUACAGGGAAAGAUCGUUUCUAUAGACGGCAACAUGAUUAUGGUUAUGCCGAAGCAUGAAGAACUUAAAGAGGCUUUGGAAUUCCAAGCUUCAGAGUUGCGAAAAUAUUUCACUCAGGGCGAUCACGUUAAGGUUGUAGCAGGAAGAUACGAGGGUGAUACAGGUUUAAUUGUUAGAGUAGAACAAAAUAGAGUAGUUUUAUUUUCCGAUUUGUCAAUGCACGAACUCGAGGUCCUCCCGAGGGAUCUGCAGUUGUGCUCUGAUAUGGCCACCGGCGUUGAUAGCUUAGGUCAAUUCCAAUGGGGUGACUUGGUGCAACUCGACGCACAGACAGUCGGUGUUAUCGUCCGAUUGGAACGUGAGAAUUUCCACGUCCUCUCUAUGCAUGGCAAGGUGGUCGAAGCGAGACCGCAAGGUCUUACGAAGCGCCGAGAAAAUAGAAACGCGGUCGCUCUAGACUCGCAACAGAACACCAUACAGAAAAAAGACAUUGUUAAAGUGGUCGACGGACCGCAUGCGGGCCGAGGUGGUGAAAUUAAACACCUGUACCGAAGCUUUGCCUUUUUACACUCGAGAAUGUUCGUCGACAACGGUGGAAUAUUCGUAUGCAAGACCAGACAUUUACAAUUAUCCGGUGGAAAUAAGACAACUUCCAUCAAUUCUAUGUCGCCAGUGGCAGGAUUUAUGUCACCUAGAAUUGCCUCUCCGAUGCAUCCCAGCGGAGGUGGUUUUGGACGAGGUGGCGGCGGUGGAAGAGGCAGAGGCCGUGGCGGCGGCGGUGCAAGACGCGACAGGGAAUUGAUUGGAACCACCAUCAAAAUAACGGGUGGGCCCUACAAGGGAAAUGUGGGCAUUGUAAAGGAUGCGACGGAGACAACAGCGCGCGUGGAACUACACUCCACGUGCCAGACAAUCUCCGUCGAUCGAUCACAUAUUGCAAACGUCGGCGUCCCGACAAAGGACGGCGGUUUCAGUAGUUACAAUAGAACCCCGGCUUACGGAGCCGGUGGGCAGACGCCAAUGUACGCGAGGGACGGGUCAAAAACACCCAUGCACGGUUCCCAAACGCCUAUGUACGAGAACGGUUCUCGCACCCCUCAUUACGGUUCAAUGACGCCGUCUCACGAUGGAUCGCGAACGCCAGGACAAUCUGGCGCCUGGGACCCGUCAGUUACUAACACACCCGCCAGGACAAACGAUUUCGACGGCUACAGUAUAGAAGAAGGUGGCUCGCCCGGUUACGGGCCCGGAUAUCCUCCCACCGGUGGGCCGUUUACCCCACAGACUCCGGGCACCAUGUACGGCUCGGAACAAAGCUUCAGCUCGUAUCAGCCGAGUCCUAGUCCUGCGGGCAGUGCUACCGCGAGCCCGAGUCCCACAGGCUACGUUGCUACUCCGUCUCCAAGCGGCACUGGAUACACCACCAGCCCACACGGUGCAUUUGCAACACCUUCUCCGAUGGGUUAUAGUCCUAUGACACCUGGAGUACCAAGUAGUCCAUACAAUCCACACACACCUGGUUCAGGACUGGACGCAGUCGGUUCUGGUGUCAUGGGUAGCUCGGAGUGGCAUACGACGGAUAUCGAAGUACGCAUUCGCGACUCCCACGAUGAUCCUGCUCUCGCUGGACAACAAGCAGUCAUCCGAGGAAUUUCAGGUGGUAUGUGCACUGUUUAUCUACCAACCGAGGACCGAGUUGUGAACCUAGUGUGCGAACAGUUGGAGCCCGUGGUACCGUCGCGCGGCGACCGAGUCAAAGUGAUCCUGGGCGAAGACCGCGAAUCGGUCGGCACCUUACUUUCGAUCGACAAUCAAGAAGGUGUCGUAAAACUUAACACAGACGAAAUAAAGUUCUUGCAAUUGCGAUUUUUGUGUAAAAUGAAAGCGCACGAGAAGGUCGACAUAAAAUAAAAACAUAAUUUUCUAUUACACGCAAUAUUAAAGCGUGGUAUGUAUAAUAAUAAUAAGUAAUAAAUAGAUUAUGCAACUGCGAUUUUUGUGUAAAAUGAAAGCGCACGAGAAGGUCGACAUAAAAUAAAAACAUAAUUUUCUACUACACGCAAUAUUAAAGCGUGGUAUGUAUAAUAAUAAUAAGUAAUAAAUAGAUUACGCGUACAUCAUCUAUUUAUUACUUAUAGUAAUAGAAAAUUAUGUUUUUAUUUUAUGUUACAACUUGAUUAUCCAAUUUUACAAUUGGACGUAAAUUACUGUCACAUUUGGAUAAUCAAGUUGUUACAACUACAAAUAAAUAUAUUUAACCUGUAACAAUUGUA